This is a messenger RNA of Zymoseptoria tritici IPO323, 5214 nucleotides long. RefSeq names its product FUS1 actin binding activity (gene FUS1). Gene Ontology annotation, molecular function: actin binding; small GTPase binding. NCBI's taxonomy places the organism in Eukaryota, Fungi, Ascomycota, Dothideomycetes, Mycosphaerellales, Mycosphaerellaceae. The transcript has 3 exons. The record is from RefSeq and is a predicted model, not a curated record. The coding region runs from base 1 to 5214 and encodes 1737 amino acids. Gene Ontology annotation, biological process: mitotic actomyosin contractile ring assembly; actin filament bundle assembly; barbed-end actin filament capping. Gene Ontology annotation, cellular component: cell division site; mating projection tip.
AUGUUCUCCAGCGACAAAUCCUCGCGCCAGUCCAGCGGCGGCAAGUCCUUCUUCUCCCGCAGCAGCAAAAAGGACAAAGCCUCCUUGCAUGCGAACAAUGAUACCGCCAGCACGUAUCUUAGCUACACUCCCUCACUCGCCGAGACCGCAUCGCGUCAUUCCCAUCGCGACUCGAUUUCUACCCUGGAUCAGGAGGAUUACGCCCGUACUGGACAGGAAGGCCUAAAUAUGCAGGCUGGAGUGAUUACGAGUAUACCCUACGACUCGAUCUCUGGAAGUGGUGUCCCGCCGCGACUGGUGGAGCAUGGCGAACGGCCGGUCAGCAGGCGGGAACCGCUGCCGCACCAUUUGAACAAAGGCGGUGGUGACUUUCAUCAAUAUCCUACCUUCGAACCCAGCACGCUGCCGCCGAGACCACCGACGCACGGAAGGGAUGGGAGGGAUGACAGUGGAUACGCGCAGUCACGACACUCGAGCGAUCAUGGGAGCAUACGGAGCUUUGCGUCCCAUGAUCGCAGAGGAGGAGCGGCGCCAAACGGCAGCCAGGCAUCGGUUCGGGAUUACGGUGAGAUGGCAAAUCUGGGAACGCAGCUUACGAGAGAGCGGGAGCGGUCACACCAUUUCCUCAAUACACACAACCCGUCGGGAUUCUCGAGUACGACCUCAUUCUCGCCGGAUGGCUUCGUGUUGAACAGGCCUUCAGACGACCGGGUCAUUGAGAAGGAAUUCCUAGAACUCAUGCUGAAGAGAGGAUGGAAGAGUUUACCAGAACAAGCGAGGAGACAAAUGGAGGCAUACCCAAUCAGCAAGAAGUGGACACUCGUACAUCAAGACCGGCUGGCAGAAUGGCAGGGCGAGCAGAAACGACGGCACAUGUCAAGGAAUACUAUCAACGCACACGAUGGCUUCAUGCUCGGCCGAGCAGACGAAGAAGGCAGUCCGGAGUGGUAUGUCAAGAGGAUACUGGACAAUUCCAUCUCGCCGAAACAGCUGCAGAGUCUGUCUGUCAGUCUUCGCACGCAACCUAUUGCAUGGGUGAAAGCAUUCGUUGAAUCGCAGGGACAAAUCGCUUUGACGAAUGCGCUGGGUAAAUUGAACCGCAGGCAGGUUUCUGGUCCGGCACCCGCGACUUCGACGACUGAGCGGGAUCUGGAUCGGGAGUACGAUAUUGUCAAAUGUUUGAAGGCGUUGAUGAACAACAAGUACGGCGCGGACAAUGCUCUGGCGCACGACAAUAUUGUCAUGGCGCUGGCCGCUUCGUUGACGAGUCCGAGAUUGAAUACCAGGAAGCUGGUAUCCGAGCUGAUGACCUUUCUGUGCCACUGGGCGGAUGGCCAGGGCCAUUUGAAAGUCCUCCAAGCGUUGGACCAUCUCAAGGCACAGCAGGGCGAAAAUGGCCGCUUCGACUCCUGGAUGCGAAUCGUCGAAGUCACGAUCGACGGCAGAGGCAAGAUGGGCUCCUUGGUCGGAGCAUCAGACGAAGUCCGCAGCGGAGGCAUCGGCAUGGAGAACCUGCUCAUGGAGUACGCCGUGACAUCCCUCUUCCUCGUCAACUCCAUGGUUGACGCACCCGAACGGGAUCUUCAACUACGAUGCCACAUCCGAGCACAAUUCGUAGCCUGUGGCCUCAAGCGAAUCCUGACGAAGAUGGAAGACUUCCAAUAUGAAGUCAUCGACAAGCAAGUCGAGCGAUACCGGACGAACGAAGCGAUCGACUACGAAGACCUGCUGGAGAAGGAGAACAAUUCCAUGCACGAUAGUUUCGAAGGCGAGGGGAGAGAUCUCAAUGAUCCGGUGCAGAUUGUUGAGGCGAUUCAGCAGCGGAUAGGAGGGAGUCGGGAGGGAGACUAUUUCCUCUCGGCUUUGCAGCAUUUGUUGCUCAUUAGAGAUAAUGAGGGCGAGGAUCGACUGAAGUUGUUUCAGUUGGUUGAGAGUAUGCUCUCUUAUGUCGCUAUGGAUCGUCGCCUGCCGGAUAUGGAUCUCAAGCAGUCGCUCAACUUCUCUGUGCAGGCGCUGAUGGAUAAGCUGUAUACGGAUUCUGAGGCGAGGCAAGCCCGCGAAGCGGCUAAUGAAGCCAAACUCAUUGCCGAUGCGGCUAUUGCGGAGCGCGAUGAGAUGCAGUAUAAAGUUGAACUAGGCGCUGAGGGUCUGGUCGCGAAGUUGCAGAAGCAGGUCGAGGAACAGGCUGCUGUCAUCGAUUUGCAAUCUCGGCAAGCGGAGGCUUUCAAGGCUGAGCUGGCCGAGCUGCAACGGGUACGUGCUCAGGAACUCCAACGGAACGAGCUGGAGACAAGAGAGUUGUAUCUCAUGCUGCGAGACGCUCAAGAUAUCGCUGCUUCAAGUGCGAAGAAGAAUGGCAAGAAUGGCGCUGUCGAGACGGACCCGGUGGCUAUGGCUGGAAUCCUCAACCGCGAACGACUGAUGGACCGCUUGGAAAUGCAAUUGGAGCGAGCCAAGACACAGGCGAAACUCGAAGGCAAGACCUGGCAGCAAUUCAACCCGAGCGACAAGCUGCGAGAACUGAGAGAGAAGAUGGAAGGCGCUGGUAUGGAGAUGGACAGCAUGAAUUCGCAAAUGCCGUACUUGGGAAGCGUCACACGAGGCAAGAGUGGCGUUCCUCGAAGAAAGCCUCUGCGACAAGACACCGAUGCCUCAGGAGCAGGCAGCGACGAUGUCGAGAUGGAAGACGAGGCCGUCAUCGAGAAGCCGAAGAUGAUACAGCUUAUACGACCGAAGGUACCCAGCUCACUGGCUCAGGCGCAGCAGGGCAUGUUUGCGGAACUUAAAGGUCGCACGCAGAGAGUUGAUGGCAGCGAGGAUGAGGGCGAUGGGAUUACGACAGGUCCUAGUCAUCCAAGUCUGGAGUCUGACACUCCUCCUACGCCCACUAGUGAUGGUGCAGCGGACUCAAAGGAGGAUAAAUUUGACGCUCCAUCAGUACCGGGCUUCAGUGGCGCUCCACCGCCUCCUCCGCCGCCUAUGCCUGGUUUCUCGACUGGUGGGCCUCCGCCUCCGCCUCCUCCGCCCAUGCCUGGCUUUGCGAAUGGUGCUCCUCCCCCGCCUCCGCCUCCUAUGAUGCCCGGGUUUAGUGGCGCCGCUCCACCACCUCCGCCUCCGCCGCCUGGUAUGCCGGGCAUACCAGGCAUGGCCAAUGGAGGCCCACCACCACCUCCACCUCCGCCUGGCGCUCCUCCUCUUCCCGGUGGUAUGCAUGGUGGCUUUCUGCCUAAGUCAGGCUUCGAGGUCGGGCCGACGUCUAUGGGAGCCAUCGCUCCGCGACCAAAGAAGAAGCUCAAGGCUUUGCAUUGGGAGAAAAUCGAUUCACCCGAAAUCACUUUAUGGGCAACUCACAAUCCGACGCAAGUCGAGAAGGAGGAGAAAUACCAAGAAUUGUCCAAGAAGGGUAUCCUCGACGAGAUUGAGAAGAUGUUCAUGGCCAAGGAGAUCCGCGCUAUCGGCAAAUCCACAAGCAAGAAGGCAGGGGACAAGAAGCAGAUUAUCAGUCGCGACUUGAUGCAUACUAUGCAGAUCAGUCUGGCGAAGUUUGCGAAUACCGAAGCGGAAGAGUUUGUCAGGAUGGUGAUUCACUGCGAGAAAGAGAUUCUGGACAAUAGCACUGUGAUGGACUUCCUGCAGGCUGAGCAUCUGUGUACGAUUCCGGACAAUGUGGCCAAGUCGAUGGCGCCGUAUUCCAAGGACUGGAGUGGACCGGAUGCGCUGAAGACGGAGAGGGAGUCGGAUCCUGCUGAACUCACCCGCGAGGAUCAGAUCUACCUCUACACGGCGUUUGAAUUGCACCACUACUGGAAAGCGCGCAUGCGGGCACUCGUCCUAACCCGCAAUUUCGAGCAAGAAUACGACGAAGUAUCCGGCAAACUCAAGCACGUCGUCGCCGUCUCCGAAGCGCUCCGCGACUCCGUCAAACUCAUGCCCGUCUUCGGCUUGAUCCUCGACAUCGGCAACUACAUGAACGACUCCAACAAGCAAGCCGUCGGCUUCAAACUCUCCUCCCUCGCGCGCCUCGGAAUGGUCAAAGACACCAACAACGAAUCCACCCUUAUGGACUACGUCGAGCGCGUGGUGCGCAAACAAUAUCCCCAAUACGAAGGUUUCGCCGACGACAUCGCGGGCGUGUUGACCUCGCAGAAAAUCAACAUCGAACAGCUGCAAAGCGAUGCGAGGAAGUAUAUCGACAACAUCAAUAAUGUGCAGGCGAGUUUGGACGCAGGGAAUCUGAGUGAUCCGAAACGGUUCCAUCCGGAGGAUCGGGUGAGUCAGGUUGUGCAGAGGAGUAUGAAGGAGGCGAGGAGGAAGGCCGAGCAGAUGCAGUUGUAUCUGGAUGAGAUGAAUCGGGUUUAUGAUGAUAUUCUUACGUUCUUUGGGGAUGAUAAUAAGGAUGAGAAUGCGAGGAGGGAGUUUUUUGGGAAGUUGGCGAACUUCGUCAACGAAUACAAGAAAUCUCACGAGAAGAACCUCCUCCUCGAAGAAGCCUGGCGUCGCAACGAGGAGAAUAUGCGGCGCAAACAACUCAAGGGCCAGGUUUCUUCUUCUGCAGCUCUUACCGCUUCUCCCGAUGGACCCGCUGCUGCUGCUUCUACCGGCGCUAUGGACUCCCUCCUUGAGAAACUCCGUGCUGCUGCUCCUCAAACGAGAGAUACCCGCGACCGCCGCCGCCGCGCGCGGCUCAAGGACAAACAUCUCGUGCGCGUCGCUUCGGGGCAGCAAAUCCCCGAGACGGGGGAGAAUGUCGCUGGCGAGGAAGGGGAUGGGUUGUUGAAGCCGGACGGCGCUGUGGCGGGGACUUCACCGCUGGCGAAUGGUGAGAAUACGGAAGGUACGGGGGCUACUUCUGAAGGUGAGGAUAUCGCGGACCGAGCAGCGAGUUUACUGCAGGGUUUGAGAGGGGAUGGAUCGGAAGGUGGAUUAAGUGAGGUUCCGACGAGGGAUGAGACGGGGAGUUUGAGGAUUCGGAGGAGGAGGGAGAGGGCGGAUGAUGAGAGGGCGGAGAGGAGGGCGAGGAGGAGGGGGCAGGGGGGUGGCAGUGGUGAUGUUGGAGAGGGGAAGGGGGUUGCAGCGCAGGAGGCAGAGGAGGAGCCUGCAGUCGAAGCUGAUCCCGAACCUGGAGCGGCUGCAGACACGGAGACGACCGAUGAACCUGCAGCCCCAGCGGAGGACGCGGAAGAAGCGAGCGAGGACGCAGAGAAAGAAGCUUGA